CUUGCGAAAACUACACACCCUACCUCUUCCUCUCAAAUAGCACUUGGCAGAACCCCAGUCUCUCUCUCUCUCUCUAUUCGGCUCCAUCAGCCGCUGCAUCUCGCGCACCGACCGGCGACACUCGACAGUCGGCCAUCUCUCUUACUCUCUCACUCUUUCUCUCUUUCUCUCAUUCUUUCAUUCCUUGCUUCCAGUGAACUUCAGAAAGGGCGCAAGCAUGGAAGGAGGAGACAGCAUAUUAGAUGCCUUAUAUGAAGAGGAUAACUUUGAAGGUGAUGAAGAUGUUGAAAUGCUUGAUGUGGAGGAAGGGGAGUUAGUGGAGCAUAAUUCACAGACAGCUUCAGAUCAAAUCAAGAGUAAAGGAAGUGAAGAUGUCAAUGUGAUUGAUCAAGAAUCUCGAAGUAAAAAUCGCAAGCGUAGGCCAAACAGGAAGAAGAAUAAGAGAAAGAGAAGUGGGUUGGAUCCUAACGUCACUGAUAUAAACAGAUUUGUGUUAGAUACAUGUAAGCGCCUGAAAGAGAAGAAAUCAUACAUGGUGUAUACAGCUGUAGGUUGUCUGGGGAUUUCUGCAUUAUGUGAUCUCGUCAAGGAGGUGGAUGUAAUUCAGUCUUGUGGAGGUCAGAUGACUGCGGAUGGUAGACGAUCUCGAACUGGUGGAGGCAUUUUAUGGAACAUUAUUAAAGCACGAGAACCAAAUGCAUACAAAGAGAUAAUGAGAAAAACAAAGGAGUUUGAGAAGCAAUUCAAACGACCAAAUAUUAGGCAAGAAACAGAGCAAGGAAAAGAGGUCUCUUCUCAAAAAAUUGCAGAGGGCUCCAUGGAUCUGAAAUCUGAAAUGCAGCAUCAAAGUCAGCAAUCAAAUGAUGAAGGGAAGCGAGUAUCAGUCCAUGAUAGGUUAAGGAUGCCUGUUUCUUAUGAUGAUGACAUACUCGGAGGUGGCCAACCGAAAGAUGAUGCAGAAUGAUUGUUGGAACGGUUAAAUUAUAUUAUUAUUAUUAUUAUUCAAGCAUCGCUUUGGUUCAAAGAUAGGAUGACAAAUAUAGAAUUAGUUUCUUCUUUUCUCUUUUCUUGGUGGCAACAAUAUUGUUUAUGCCGUUGCAAAAAAGAAUCCGCGAAGUGUAUCAAUGCUAUUGAAUUUUCUGUUUUGCUUGGCAAUGCUAUUGAAUUUUGUCUGAAAGGAAAAAUAUUCUUUGACAUUUUAGCCA
Messenger RNA from Ziziphus jujuba (common jujube), 1205 nucleotides. RefSeq lists its product as uncharacterized. Bases 218 to 964 code for a protein of 248 amino acids. NCBI's taxonomy places the organism in Eukaryota, Viridiplantae, Streptophyta, Magnoliopsida, Rosales, Rhamnaceae. The record is from RefSeq and is a predicted model, not a curated record. Gene Ontology annotation, biological process: snRNA export from nucleus. The transcript is spliced from 5 exons.